AUGCGGUCGACCAGAAUAAGCCAGAAGACGCCCAUUAGGGACUGCGACAAUCCCAUGGCUUUAAGGAAAACGACAUAUUGUCCCCUCUCGAAGCAACAAAGCAUAUUAGACCGCAAUGGAAUUCAAAUUGAAGUCCUGUGCGGAUCACCGGAAGGGACUAUUGUGGAGAAGGUGACUACUCGACGACUUGGCGACAAUGAUGUCUUUAUCGAGACCACACAUUCCGGCCUAUGCGGAACAGACGAACACUUCCUCCAUCGCGACCAAGCUCUUGGACAUGAGGGAGUAGGUGUAGUAAAGCACAUCGGUUCCAGCGUAACAAGUGUAAAGGUCGGUGACCGGGUUGGAUUCGGCUUUAUCCGACGUGUGUGUGGAAGAUGUGACAACUGUCUUAGUGGUUGUGACAAUCACUGCAGAGGAAAGCGAGCAUAUGGCCAACAUGACUUCGACGUUGGAUCAUUCAGCCACGGAACUGUCUGGAAUGCCGAUGCCGUCUAUCCCAUUCCGGAUGGAUACGAUUCGGCUUAUGCAGCACCACUUCUAUGUGCUGGUGCUUCGGUCUGGGCUUGUUUGACUAAUAAUGAAAUCCGCCCGUCCGAUCGUGUCGGUGUCGUGGGAAUAGGUAGUCUUGGCCAUCUCGCGAUCAAGCUUGCUGCGGCACUUGGAUACAAUGUGGUGGCAUUUUCAGGCUCAGAAAGGAAACGUGAAGAAGCGCUAGAAUUUGGAGCAUCAGAAUUCUAUCGCUUUCCCAGUACCCAGGGGCGUAUCCGCAUAAAACCCGUCAAACAUCUUCUAUUGUGUGGGAGCUGCGAUGUUGACUAUGCCUCUCUUCUUGAUUUGGUUGAUACGAAUGGGGCUAUUUAUCAUAUUUCUGUGACCCUGAAACCUACCCCUAUCCCUCUAGUUCCCUUCGGUCAGAAGGGGAUACGAAUUCAGGGAUGUUUCAUCACUUCGCGACGCAAUCUGCAAGAGUUAUUGGAGUUUGCUGCGCGACAUAUUAUCAAACCGACUAUCAUGAAUUUCCCUCUUACCAAAGAUGGCCUUGAAGAGGCAUUUGAGAAAUUGAGAGCGGGUGGUAUCCGAUACAGGGCAGUCCUGGAGCACCAGGCAUUAUAGACCCGCACUUUGGCUUGAAGUCCAUCCACGAGAGGAGGUAUUUUGCGAAUACCAGAAGAUCUCGCAGUAUCAUGCUCUUAAGGUCUCUGAUAAUUUCUGGUACUUUUAGGUCGCAUCUUCUUUGAAUACCGAAUAAUGAGCCGAUAGUAUUAUACAUUCAUGCGAUUAUGUAG
Messenger RNA from Aspergillus piperis CBS 112811, 1289 nucleotides. RefSeq names its product NAD(P)-dependent alcohol dehydrogenase. The transcript has 4 exons. The record is from RefSeq and is a predicted model, not a curated record. Gene Ontology annotation, biological process: alcohol metabolic process. Gene Ontology annotation, molecular function: alcohol dehydrogenase (NADP+) activity; zinc ion binding. Bases 1 to 1116 code for a protein of 371 amino acids. Lineage: Eukaryota; Fungi; Ascomycota; Eurotiomycetes; Eurotiales; Aspergillaceae.